AUGGCUACUUCCAAACUCACUUGGCUCAUUACUGGCUGCUCGUCUGGCUUUGGCCUUUCCUUGACCCGUGCCGCCCAGGCUGGCGGGCACAAGGUCAUCGCGACCUCGCGCAACCCAUCACGGACUCCGGAGCUGGUUGCCGAGAUCGAGUCCAAGGGGGGCAAAUGGGUCCAGCUUGAUGUGGACAGUCGUGACAACGGCGAUGUCAUCACCGAGCUCGAAAGACGUGGCGAGCAUAUUGAUGUCCUGGUUAACAAUGCCGGCUAUUCCAUCUACGCCCCCAUUGAGACUGUCGACGAGGAGGAGGUGAGAACCCAGAUGGAGACUAUGUACUUUGGCCCUUUGCGUCUCAUCCAAGCCGUUCUGCCCCAUAUGCGUCAGCGAAAGUCCGGCGUGAUAGUCAACAUGAGUAGCGGUGCUUCGCUUGACGGUAUUCCCACUAUGGGUGUAUACGCUGGUGCAAAGGCUGGAUUGGACGCCCUUACCAAGAUCCUCGCUAAGGAGGUUGCCCCAUUCAACAUCCGCACCCUGACUGUCGUUCUCGGAACCUUCAACACCAACAUGCCUAACUCGGUUGUUCUGGGCAAGACUCCCCUGCCUGAGGAUUACAAGGGAACCUUCACUGAGCAGGUUCAGGGUCUUCUGGUCAAUGGGAAGCUCAAGCCCAACGGUGACAAGAACAAAGCAAUGCAGGCUGUGUACCAGGUCGUUAUUGGUGAAGGAGUUGGUGAAGGUCGUCAAACCGAGAAACUUCUCCCUCUAGGGAGUGAUAUGACACCUCGAGUGAAAGGAGUUCAGGAAUAUCUCAGGCAUGCUUUGGAGGUAUUUGGCUCUGUGACCACCAACGUGGAUAUUGAUAAAUAG
Molecule: messenger RNA, 864 nt
Organism: Penicillium concentricum
Lineage: Eukaryota; Fungi; Ascomycota; Eurotiomycetes; Eurotiales; Aspergillaceae
Product: SDR family oxidoreductase
Exons: 2
Coding region: 1-864 (287 amino acids)
Molecular function (GO): oxidoreductase activity
Source: RefSeq, a predicted model, not a curated record